Panicum virgatum (switchgrass) is the source of this 1808-nucleotide messenger RNA. Its product is annotated as beta carbonic anhydrase 5, chloroplastic-like. Lineage: Eukaryota; Viridiplantae; Streptophyta; Magnoliopsida; Poales; Poaceae. Gene Ontology annotation, biological process: carbon utilization. Gene Ontology annotation, molecular function: carbonate dehydratase activity; zinc ion binding. The coding region runs from base 132 to 1220 and encodes 362 amino acids. The transcript is spliced from 9 exons. The record is from RefSeq and is a predicted model, not a curated record.
CGCUCUUCAUCAGAGCCAAUAGAACACGCUGCUGUCUGCCAUGGAAGCCGGGAGGGGCAAAAGGACACACGUAUAAUCCUCCUGUACGUUCCGGGUCCGGCCAGAGAGGCGGAAAAGCAGAACCGUGUUCUAUGCUUCCAAGGUCCUUGGGACCAGCGGCGCGGCGCCUGGGCCUGGUCGCGGCGGCGGCUCCCUCCACCGCGCGCGCGUCCUCGGCUUCCGCGGCGCGGCGGCCGUGCCCGCCGUCCGACGGCGACGAGGCCGGGGAGGAUGAUGAGCCUCUACCUCUUCGGACGCCCCACGGGCCGCCGGCGCCGGAGGAGCGGCGGUGGCCUCGCCGCGGAGAGCAGCGUCGGGUAAUGCUCAAACCAAUCGUUGAAGCGCCAUCAAUAAUUAACAAAACGACACGUGCGUAUGGGCGGAGGCAAACCCAACUAUUGCCACGCAACACGAUAAGGAGAGAAUUCUCAUUUAUCACAACAGCCGCCAAAGAUCAUUCUGUCUUGACCCGGCAACUUCUAGAUUCGCGACAUGAUACAGUAGAUGAGGUUGGUACAGAACAUGAUCCGUUCAUUGAGUUGAAAGCAAGGUUCAUGGACUUCAAACAGCGAAACUAUGUGGAAAAUUUUUCAAAUUACCAAAGUUUGGCGCAACAGCAAACACCAAAGUUCAUGGUGAUUGCUUGUGCUGACUCCAGGGUCUGCCCUACCAGUAUUUUGGGGUUUCAGCCUGGGGAAGCAUUUACAGUUCGUAAUGUGGCAAAUUUGGUACCACCAUAUGAGCAUGGGGGUUCAGAGACUAGUGCAGCACUAGAGUUUGCUGUCAAUACACUCCAGGUAGAAAAUGUAUUGGUGGUAGGUCACAGCCGAUGUGGUGGCAUCCAGGCACUAAUGAGUAUGAAAGAUGACUCGACCUCUGGCUUUAUUAAGAACUGGGUUUCAAUUGGGAAGAGUGCAAGGUUAAGCACAAAAGCUGCAGCUGGAAACUUGAGUUUUGAAAUGCAGUGCACACAUUGUGAAAAGGAAUCAAUAAAUAGCUCUCUUUUGAACUUGUUAACAUACCCAUGGAUAGAGAAAAGGGUGAAUGAAGGUACUCUGAACCUUCAUGGAGGCUACUACAACUUUGUAGAUUGCACAUUUGAAAAAUGGACAUUAGUGUACCGUGAAGGACUCAAAGGCGGAAGCAAGUAUGCUAUAAAGAACAGGUCAUCCUGGUCUUGACCAAUGAAGGCCUUAUUUACUUGGGUAAAUUUCACUCUGCCCCCUUCAGUUCAGCAUGGUUUUGCUUUGCCACUACGUUGUUCAUUUCCAUUGCACCUUGCUCCGUUUUGGUAUUGAUGUUCUGCGGAAGGGAGUCCCUGUAUCAAGGAAUUGUUACGUGGAUGGCUGUUGACGUCGCCCAUUGUCAUGCAUGGCACUGUGCCACUAGCAUGAUACGCUUGAUCUGUAUGUUGCAUUGCAGACGAAUAUAGAUGCAUCGACAUUGUGGAUACAGAGACUUGCGACCGUAGGACAAAACCACAAUGGGGUGAGGUGCAACACAAUGAACAAUGUGGUAGCAAAGUGAAAGUCUGUCGAACUGCUGGGGAGAAGGUGAAUUUUUCUCAACUAUUUGUAUGUUGUUUUCUGUUUGAAAACAUUAAGGAGUUAUGAAUAAGCUGCAAGGUCGAUCAUAGCACAAAUGCAUGUAUAGUCAUCGCCACAUUUGGCGUUACCGUGUGUUACAAUUGUAACAUUUGUACCAUUUGUUGUAUCACUGUAACUGGGAGAUAUAUAGCAUCUGUAUCUGUUACUCUGUUAGUCUUAUCA